Messenger RNA from Impatiens glandulifera, 1593 nucleotides. Its product is annotated as cytochrome P450 94A2-like. The transcript has 2 exons. Gene Ontology annotation, molecular function: iron ion binding; monooxygenase activity; oxidoreductase activity, acting on paired donors, with incorporation or reduction of molecular oxygen. The record is from RefSeq and is a predicted model, not a curated record. The coding region runs from base 7 to 1593 and encodes 528 amino acids. NCBI's taxonomy places the organism in Eukaryota, Viridiplantae, Streptophyta, Magnoliopsida, Ericales, Balsaminaceae.
CCAUUGAUGAUGAUGAUGUUGAAUUUAGAGCUCUGUAGCUCACUUUUCUUGUACUUUCUCCCAGCUCUGUUUCUCAUCGUCUUGGUCCAAUUCAAAUCUAGUUUCAAAGCACUACUCUUUUCUUCUUCUUCUUCCGACAAGAAGAAUCCUACAAUUCCCAGAUCUUAUCCCUUCAUUGGCUCCAUUUUCUCCAUUUACGCUAAUAAGGAACGAGGUGUUCAAUGGACCUCUGAAUUGGUUUUGGCUUCGCCGUCGCACACCUUCAUCCUCCACCGUCCCAUCUGCAGACAAAUUGUUUUCACCGCCAAUCCGGCUAAUGUCCGUCAUAUCCUUAAAACCCACUUCCAUAAUUACGAAAAAGGCGACUUCUUCCGGAUCGGUGUCGCCGACUUCCUCGGAGACGGAAUCUUCAACACGGACGACGACAAAUGGAAGUUCCAGAGGCAGGUUGCCAGCCACGAAUUCAACACCAAGUCCCUCAGGAAAUUCAUCGAGCAAGUGGUUGAUUCCGAGCUCUCCGAUCGUCUCAUCCCCAUCCUCUCCGCCGCCGCCGCCAACAACACCGUCCUCGACUUCCAGGACAUUCUGCAGCGAUUCACGUUCGACAAUGUCUGUAAAAUCGCCUUCGGAUACGACCCGGCUUACCUCUCCCCUUCUCUACCCAACGAGAAAUUCGCCCAAGCCUUCGAAGACGCAGCUCGAAUCACCAGCCGGAGAUUCCAAUCGUUCCAUCCCCUGAUCUGGAAAAUCAAGAGAUAUCUCAACGUUGGAUCAGAGAAGGACCUCCGGAUUGCAGUCAAUCAGGUACGAGAUUUCGCGAAACACAUGAUUAAAGAAAAAAACAAGGAAUUGAAAGAGAAUGCGUCGUCGCUGCUCAACUCCGUAGAUCUUCUGUCGAGAUUCUUAAGUUCAGGGCAUUCAGAUGAGAACUUUGUAACGGACAUAGUCAUCAGCUUCAUCUUAGCUGGUCGAGACACUACAUCAGCUGCUCUGGAAUGGUUCUUCUGGCUAGUCUCCAAACAUCAACAUGUUGAAAACCAGAUUCUAAGAGAGAUCACACACAAAUCUGAAUCCAACAUGUACGAGGAAGUUAAGGAAAUGGUGUACACGCAUGCUGCUCUAAACGAAAGCAUGAGGUUGUAUCCGCCUGUGCCUAUAGACAGCAAGCAGGCGGUGGAUGAUGAUAUUCUUCCAGAUGGAACCGUCGUGAAAAGAGGGACGAGGGUGGGUUACCACACUUUUGCGAUGGGAAGAUCAGAGGAGAUUUGGGGGAAUGACUGGUCGGAGUUCCGUCCUGAACGGUGGCUCAAGGAAGAUCGGGUCACCGGGGGAAGACAAUUCGUGGCAAAGGAUGUUUACGAGUACCCUGUGUUUCAAGCAGGCCCCAGGAUUUGUCUUGGGAAAGAGAUGGCGGUUCUACAAAUGAAGUCCAUUGCCUCCGGCGUCUUGCGACGAUUUAAGGUGAUUCCGGUGACGGAGAAUAACCAAGAUCCUGUUUUAAUAACUUAUUUCACGUCCAAGAUGAAAGGAGGAUUUCUUGUGAGGAUUGAGAAACGCAAAGAAGAGGGUUGUUCUGUUAUUAAAGACAUUUAA